Molecule: messenger RNA, 955 nt
Organism: Monomorium pharaonis (pharaoh ant)
Lineage: Eukaryota; Metazoa; Arthropoda; Insecta; Hymenoptera; Formicidae
Product: putative nuclease HARBI1
Exons: 2
Coding region: 109-945 (278 amino acids)
Source: RefSeq, a predicted model, not a curated record
GAUUUCUUUGUGCGAUUUCGCUUGACGAAAGAGACUGUGAGACUAUUUUUGCCUAGAAUCGAGCAUCAAUUAACAAUUAAUUAUAAUCGAACAAGAUCGUUAACUCCAAUGAAUCAAUUAUUGUUGACAUUAAGAUUUUAUGCCACUAGAAGUUUUCUGCGUUCAAGUGAUGAUUUCUCUGGUGUUAGUAUUAGCACAGCAUCCCGUGUCGUUAAAAGAGUUUCACAGACAAUUGCUGCAUUACGACGGACAAUGAUAAACAUGCCAGGAAAUGCAAGAGAAAUUGAAGAAAUAGAGCAAGGAUUUUAUAGAAUGUACCGAUUUCCUCGUGUGAUUGGUUGCAUAGAUUGUACACACAUUCGUAUACAGUCUCCAGGAGGAGAAAAUGCAGAAGUAUUUCGCAACAGAAAAAGUUAUUUUUCUAUAAAUACGCAAGUUGUACGCGACUAUAAUUUAAAGGCAAUAGACAUUGUUGCAAGAUGGCCAGGAUCGGUACAUGAUGCCACAAUUUUUGAGCAUAGUACAUUGCGAAGAAGAUUUGAGCAAAACGAAUUUAAUUCUGAAUUGUUACUGGGUGAUGGUGGAUAUCCCGUGAGGAAUUAUCUUCUUACGCCACUGAUAAAGCCAAAUACUCCAGCAGAAGAGUGUUAUAAUAAAACUCAAAUACAAACGAGAAAUAUUAUAGAGCGCUUUUUUGGAGUUAUCAAGCGACGUUUCCCAGUUUUAAGUCUCGGAAUGAGAUUGAAAUUAGAAACAGUGCAAGAUGUUAUCGUAUCAACAGCUGUUUUGCAUAAUUUGGCAAGAAAUCAAAAUGAGAAAGAUCCACCUGUAUUAAUAGACGUUGUUGAAGAUGACGUAGUAAUUAAUGAUGUCAUUCAUGAACGUGCAAGACCGAGAGAUAAUAUGGUUAGAGACUCACUUAUAGCUGAUUACUUUUCAAGGUAAAAUGUUAUGA